UUUUAUCAUUUAAAGCCUCCAAAAAUCUUAAAACUCUCACUUAAUUAAGAGUAAAGAUUAGAGAAAUGGUGAGAGCUCCUUGCUGUGAGAAGAUGGGAUUAAAGAAAGGUCCAUGGACUCUUGAAGAAGAUCAAAUUCUUAUCAAUUAUAUUCAACUUUAUGGCCAUAGUAACUGGAGAGCUCUCCCUAAACAAGCUGGUUUAUUAAGAUGUGGUAAGAGUUGCAGGCUGAGAUGGACAAAUUACUUAAGACCAGACAUUAAACGAGGAAAUUUUACUGGAGAAGAAGAGGAAACCAUCAUCAAAUUGCAUGAAAUGUUAGGAAAUAGGUGGUCAGCUAUUGCAGCAAGAUUACCGGGACGAACAGACAAUGAAAUUAAAAAUGUUUGGCACACCCACUUGAAAAAAAGAAUUAAGCAAUCCGCCGCUACCGGCGUCGGAACCGCCCCUAGAGAAUUUAAAAGACACUCAAGAACUAACAAUGAAGAAGUUAAAAAAGAAUGGGAAUUUGUGAGUUUAUCAAAUUAUAAUGACGUCGCAAAGUUCGAAUUGUCCGAUGAUGUGCCGGGGAUGGAUGAAGAAUUCUGGUCGGAAGUAUUAUCGAGUGAUAAUUCUAGCUCGGAAAGUGAUUUAUCGGCGGCGGUUAAUAGUAAUAAUUCUGAAGCAGUCCAAUAUGGGAGUAAUUUAAAUAUUUAUGAUAGUAUGGAUUUUUGGUAUAAUUUAUUCACAGGAGCUGGUGAUUCAUUGGAAUUACCAGAAAUUUGAGUUAUUUUGAUGUACUUUUUAUUUUUAUUUUCUUCAAAUUUUGGGAUGUUCGGAUGGAAAAAAGAUCUGAUCCAAUUUUUGUUUAUUAUUUAGAAGAGAGACAACGUAGGGUUUGAAUGAUUUAAAUUUAUCUAAUUUUAGUAAAUAAUACUCCAUCUGAAUUUGUUCUA
Molecule: messenger RNA, 934 nt
Organism: Mercurialis annua (annual mercury)
Lineage: Eukaryota; Viridiplantae; Streptophyta; Magnoliopsida; Malpighiales; Euphorbiaceae
Product: transcription factor MYB14
Exons: 3
Coding region: 66-764 (232 amino acids)
Source: RefSeq, a predicted model, not a curated record